This is a messenger RNA of Lotus japonicus, 345 nucleotides long. RefSeq lists its product as uncharacterized. Bases 1 to 345 code for a protein of 114 amino acids. The record is from RefSeq and is a predicted model, not a curated record. The transcript has a single exon. NCBI's taxonomy places the organism in Eukaryota, Viridiplantae, Streptophyta, Magnoliopsida, Fabales, Fabaceae.
AUGAUGCUUGAUGAGUUAGUCAAUCUCGAUGAAGAAAGAUUAUUGGUGUUGGAUACCCUUACCAGGCAAAAGGACCGCAUUGCUAGAGCUUACAAUAAAAAGGUUAGAGUUAAAUCUUUUAUGCCUGGUGAUUACGUGUGGAAGGUUAUUUUGCCGGUCGAUAAAAAAGACAAACGUUAUGGAAAAUGGGCUCCAAACUGGGAAGGCCCUUUCAAAGUCGAGACAGUGCUUCACGGUAACGCUUAUUCGAUUAAAGAAUUAGGGGGUAGAACUCGACAGAUGACAAUAAAUGACAAGUACUUAAAAGCGUAUAAGCCAAUGUUGCAUGAAGUAAACAUCGAAUAA